Molecule: messenger RNA, 1439 nt
Organism: Pseudogymnoascus verrucosus
Lineage: Eukaryota; Fungi; Ascomycota; Leotiomycetes; Thelebolales; Thelebolaceae
Exons: 1
Coding region: 278-1225 (315 amino acids)
Molecular function (GO): hydrolase activity, acting on carbon-nitrogen (but not peptide) bonds, in linear amides
Source: RefSeq, a predicted model, not a curated record
CACGAAGGCCACCAAUAUUCAUGAUCGUGCCCGUAUAUCGUAUAAUGGAGUUCUGGCAAGGCAAGCACAGUCCACACCUUAAUUCUACCACACUAAAUAUCCCCGAUUACAAAUCGCGGGGUUGUUUGGGGAAUGUACAGGCGAAUUAUACUAUUGUAUCUCCAAUAAACAUCAACUUCUGAAAGGCCACAAUAUAAUUUUAUCGCCAUUAAGUGUUUCCUUAUUGCAGUGAUUGUUGUGCAAAGCUACCCCACGAAAGAAGAAGCACGUCGACAGCAUGGCCGACCUUAAAAUUGCUACAGUACAGUUCGAAAACGCCUCCGGCGACAAAGGGAAGAACCUUGCCACCAUCCGCCGCUUGUCAGAAGAGGCAGCCGCUCGAGGCUGCGAUGUGGUUGCUUUCCACGAAUGCUCUAUAACCGGAUAUACCUUUGCUAGCAAGCUUUCGCGCAGUGAGCUACUUUCUGUGGCUGAGUCAAUCCCAGAAGGCCCCAGCAUCAAAGCCCUUGUUGAGAUUGCCUCAAACUACAAAAUCAUAGUGCUGGCUGGCCUAUUUGAGCGAGACUCCAAUGACAACAUAUACAACACAUAUGUCUGCGUUGAUGGAAACGGUGUUCUUGCAAGCUUCCGCAAAAUCCAUCCAUUCAUCUCUGAGUACCUAGCUCCAGGCAACGAGUACGUCGUCUUCGACCUCUUGGGAUGGAAGGCCGGAAUCCUCAUCUGCUACGACAAUAACGUAACUGAAAACGUGCGCGCUACUGCUCUUCUCGGUGCUGAGAUAAUCUUCAUGCCCCACGUCACGAUGUGCACGCCAUCUACACGCCCCGGGGCCGGGUUCGUGGACCACCAGCUGUGGCAGAAUCGAGAGCGGGACCCCACGAGCCUGCGCGCGGAAUUCGAUGGGUUAAAGGGGCGGGCCUGGCUGAUGAAAUGGCUUCCGGCAAGGGCAUAUGACAGUGCAAUCUAUGCUGUGUUCAGCAAUCCCAUUGGAAUGGAUGACGACCAGCUGAAGAACGGGUGCUCGAUGGUGCUGGAUCCGUUUGGGGAUGUGGUUGCUGAGUGCCGCGAACUUGGCGAGGCGAUGGCAGUGGCGGUAUGCUCGCGGGAGAAGCUGGAGAUGGCCGGGGGAUUCCGGUAUAGGAAGGCAAGGAGGCCGGAGUUGUAUGGGCAUAUCAUUGCAAAGGAGCAUGAGUCCAAGUUGGCGGUUACUUGGAUGAGUAAAUAAUGGGAUGAACGCUUCGUUAUAACUUGAUUGCACUUCAAUUGUUUGGCUAGCUAAAAAUCAACCUUUAGCCGCUCCAUUGUUCUUUGCUGUUAAUCUUCGAUAUCCCAAGGUCCAAAGUAUAUUGGCAAAAUAUAUUAUUAUUAAACCCAGACAAAUAAUAUAGAUUAAGAAGAAUACUUCAAAAACAUAAAUAGGAUAACCAUCACAAAACACG